AUGUCGGAGCCCUACUACACUUUGAAAAAUGAAGUUUUCGCAAAUUUUGCUUAUUAUGCAGCAAUAUCAACGCUUAAAAUGAUGGCUAUGUCACUACUCACUAGUCGCGAGCGAUUUGUUAAGAAUGCCUUUGCUAAUCCUGAAGAUAUUCAGCUAGGUCGAGAUAAACAGGCGAAAGUGACAUUGACUGAUCCAGAUGUUGAACGUGUUCGUCGAAAUCAUUUAAAUGAUAUUGAAAAUAUCGUUCCAUUUGUUAUUAUUGGUAUUUUGUACGUUAGUAUUAAUCCAUCUUCAACAACAGCUCUAUGGCAUUUUCGUACAUUUUUCUUUUCUCGCAUAUUUCACACAAUUGCGUAUCAGCUUCCAUUACCUCAACCAUCACGAGCUGUUGGCUUUGCAAUCGGUUAUGCAACAACUAUGUCAAUGGCUAUUCAAUUCUUACGCGCUCUUUUCAAAUAA
Adineta ricciae is the source of this 459-nucleotide messenger RNA. NCBI's taxonomy places the organism in Eukaryota, Metazoa, Rotifera, Eurotatoria, Adinetida, Adinetidae. The record is from the annotation of a GenBank genome assembly.